CAGUUGCGCUUCUGCACCCGGCUCACCAAGGCGGGGCGCUCCACGCAGGUUGGAUAUGUAACGUCACAAACUCACGGACCUGGAGCACUGCACACUAGCAUGGUGAUCACGAUCGCGAUCGCGUUACCACGUGCAAAAAUAGAGUGUAGCCGCGUACUACACUGACAUUUCCGUUUAGCCGAUCUCAUCAUUGCGAAGCAGUCUGCGAAAGAAUCGCUCACAGCAGAUAACAGCCGUGCUCGCGUGUGUCUCAAACGGAACGCAGUUUAGACGAUAGUUCUUAAAGUAACAUGGAGAGUGAUUGUGUGUAUAUUACAGCAGAGGAUUUGUAGACAGUCGAGAGGGAACAACAGCCAGGAAGAAUGACACGGCUAGUAUUCGUGUUCAUCGCUGUCUUCGCACUUCACACCUGCCUCGAUGGUGGCGGCUGCCUGGCGCUGCGCGGCGUCAAGCUGUGGGUGCCUGAGGCGGUGCGCGCCGGGUCGCGGGUGCGCCUCCUCUGCGACUACGACCUGGAGCAGGCGGCGCUCUACUCCAUCAAGUGGUACCGCGGCGACCAGGAGUUCUACCGAUACGUGCCCAAGGAGAGCCCGCCCACCAGGGUCUUCGCGCUGCCGGGCGUCAACGUCGACGUGUCGCUGUCCGACGAGCGCGAGGUGACGCUGGAGGACGUGCAGCCGCGGCUGACGGGCGAGUACAAGUGCGAGGUGUCCGCCGACGCACCGCUCUUCCACACCGACAUCAAGACCGCCCACAUGACCGUCGUCGACGCCCCGACAGAGGCGCCGCUGAUCUCUGUGGAGCGGCAGAGAGACUUCAUCGUGGCCAACUGCACGUCGCGACCUUCCGUGCCGGCCGCCAACAUCUCCUGGCUCAUCAACAGCCACCAGAUCCCGAACUCGGCGCCGACGGUGGUGUCGGACGCCGGGGGCGGCCGGAAGACGUCGUGGUCGUCGCUGCAGCUGGCGGUGGCGUCGCUGACGUACCCGGAGGCAGUGAUGCGCCUCCGCUGCGUCGCCGCCAUCUUCAAGGUGUACCGGCGCAGCAGCGAGUCCGUGGAGCUGGUCGACGACGCCCCGCAGAUCGCCUCCGUGCUGGGACACAGCCGAUCUGGUGCCGGCCGCGCGUACCCAGCGAUGGUGUUCGCGGCGCUGCUGCUGUCUGCGACCAGCAGGUAGCAGUGACGUCACUGAACAGAAGACUGUCGACGGUCGUCGCCUCCUUCACUGCGGUGGCGAACCCGCGGCCCGCGUUGUGUGCGAACACACGCUACAACUGUGUUUUAGAAGGACCUCCUAUUUACAUUGCAGCAGACGUAACAGUUUACCGUGUUCGCUACGUACCAGCUGCACUGACUUUGUCAGUGACAAGACGUUUCGCAGGUCUUUCGUAUUUUUGAUAUAUACAUGUUGUCAGACGUUUACCUUUCAUACGACUGCUUUGUACGUAGCGUUGCAGUAUUACUAACGAGUUUUGGUUUGAGGAAAUUAAACUGUAAUUCAGAUUACCAAUCACAUUUCAAACUGUUUAAUGUUACUGACGAUCCUAUGUAAAUAAUUGUACAUGUAAUUGUAGUCUUUGUUGUUUAUACUGUUGUGCAACAGAAUACAUAUCGAAUGUCUUCAGAACCUGAGUAAAGAAUACGUGUAUACAGCUGUGUUAUAACAUAGACAUCAGCUUCCUCUUUAAUAGGUGACGUCUUUUAAUCGUUAUAUUUAUUUUAAAAUAUGUAGAUAAAUUUAAUGGUAGUGGAACUACAUCUGUUCAUAUAAACAAAAGCUUUGCCAUCAGUGUUGCGGUCUUGCGAACACUGAAGCACAAUAUUACCUCUCUACGUACAAAGCAGUCCCAACAGUCAAUCAGUAUUCCAGUUGUGAAACGCAGCUAUGCAGUUAUCAUUUAAGCAGGAUAUGUGUGAGUGAUAACUGAUCACGACAGUUGUUUGUACUUAGUUUAUUUAAUUAGUUUGGUCUGUUCAGCUGGUUGUGUCUUCUUCUGCAGUGGUGAAAUGUUUUCCUCUUCCGAUCCAUAGUAAAUACGGUAGCUAAGUAUUGUCACAUCACAAUACAUAAUCUUGUUAUUUUCCGAAGAUUCUGCACUGAGCAGUAUUUUAUAGGAUAUGUCAGUUUGAAAUCAAUUCGAGGGACUGUUUACUGACGAGGGCACAUAUUCAAUUCAUAACAGAGGAGCACCCUCCGAAACAAAACAUUCGUAUACUUAAUUGUAUAUUAUCAAGGGAACUAAGUUUGUAUCCUAGGUUUACUGUAACCUUCCAACAUCCUUUCUUGAUACGGCGUAGAUUCAAACACGACUUGCUUGAGAUAUGUGGUCUUUGUUCUCUUUGAUGAUAAUCGAGUCAUCAUUUUAAUAAUGAUAUUUAGCUGAACUGCUGUCAAGCAGUAUAAGUUUUCUUAUCUGAUGUUAAUACUACUACUUCAACUGAUUAAACGUCAGUACGGAUAGCUUCUAAUGUAUUGUAGCGUCCUUAAGUCUAUCUCGAGAAUUAUUUGCAAGGUAAUAUGGUGAGUAAAUUAUGAUACUGUCUUAUAAGACGUCGUUAAUAUGCCAAGAAAACUAUAUUUUCUUGCAUAAAAUAGGUUUUUGGGCCACAACACUUCAAAGGUAGAGCUAAAUAUGCAGUUGGACGUUGCACACAUAUAUACAUGACAGAUACUGAGGUAGUGACUAUCAGCAAUUUCAGAAGUGUCGAAACUCACGUGUGUUUGAAGCAAAUAGAAUGUCUUAAGUAACGCCUUCAGACACCCUUAAGUGUGACAAAGAGAAAUGUAGUACCUACUUGUGUGCAGUUUUGAGAUGUAAGAGUAGACAGUCUUAAUACUGAGAGAAGAAAAAAAUUAAAUUACUUAAUAUGAAAGAGAUCGGCAUGAAAUCACUUUACUGUCUACUGAAUUUUCUCUCACUGUGUCGUAAAUUCCAGUGGAGUUUAAACCACCUCCAGAUCCCUGACUAAGAUAUUUUUACGUAAUAUAAAGUUACACGAUAUUAAAAUAUUCCAUGGGUAAGCUUACGAUUACUCUGUUAUCAAUAUAUCAUCUGGAAUUUUUUAGGCAAUUUUCAUUUAAGUCUGUUGUCACGUAGAUGACAUUGCACCAUAUCUUUUGCUAUAGAAUCGUAUCUUUAGUUAAGUGAACAGUGAUUUUCAACGCGAGUAUAGAGAAGGAAACAAAGGUAAUUAUUGUGUUUGCUGGUACGUCAUGCACGCAUGUUCAUCUCAUCACUGUUCGAACCACAACCAGCUGGCGGAAGCGCGAAAGAAACUGGGAACAAAUUUGCUUUUGUAAAUCUGCUGCCCCUUGACCUUAAUUUUUGUAUCUCUUAUAUGGACGUCUGUAAAUACUUUUCAUGUGUUGAGAUUUUGAAAUAAAGUGUUAUGUAUGGAAACUCUAA
This is a messenger RNA of Schistocerca gregaria, 3408 nucleotides long. RefSeq lists its product as uncharacterized. Bases 363 to 1178 code for a protein of 271 amino acids. Lineage: Eukaryota; Metazoa; Arthropoda; Insecta; Orthoptera; Acrididae. The transcript has 6 exons. The record is from RefSeq and is a predicted model, not a curated record.